AUGGGCAGCGGAACUGAGCUCCCAGUAUGGAUCUGCUUGGUCUGGCUGGUCGCCGGCCUGGCGUCUGGCGAGGAAGUACUUCGGUGCUUCGAGUGCAAGGAUUCGGAAACAUCGUGCGGCUCUCCAGAGAACUCCAUAGGAAACGUGCGAGAGUGUCCAAACUCAACGAUGUGCUCGAUCAAUGUGAUGUACUCCCUGAUUCAUGGAAAAGAGUGGACCAGGACGAGAAGAGGCUGUAGCAAGCAGAUUACAAUUUAUCAGGAAUAUAUUGGAAAAGCUUGGGUUCACAAAUAUAGAAUAGGCGAACUGCCAGAGGGUUGUAUGAAAACGGAGAGAUCUAUAGAGUGCAAUUGCCAUGGGUCGCUGUGCAAUUCAGCGAUUCGAGGAGUCAGCAUUUCCUCAUCGCUUCAAGGAGCCAGCAUUUCCUCAUCGCUUCUGAUCCUAUUGGCCCUCGCCUAUGGGAAAAUCAUUUUUCCCGUCUAGUCGACGACACUUUUUGGGGUGUGUUCCCGUGUAUUUAACAACUGAUCAACACUUCCUGGAACGC
Drosophila subpulchrella is the source of this 547-nucleotide messenger RNA. RefSeq lists its product as uncharacterized. The coding region runs from base 1 to 483 and encodes 160 amino acids. NCBI's taxonomy places the organism in Eukaryota, Metazoa, Arthropoda, Insecta, Diptera, Drosophilidae. The transcript has a single exon. The record is from RefSeq and is a predicted model, not a curated record.